AUGAACGAGCAAAAAAGCUGUAAUAAAAGGUCUAUAGGCGUGCAAACAACAGGUUUUUUCACUGACCAAAAAAGUUUUACUUAUUUAAUCCAAGGCUUAAUCUCUAGGGGCAUAUCUCAUUUUCAUAUGAGCGAGAAGCUAGCUUUUGUCAGUGGUAAAACAGAAGGUAUUUGUCGAAUUAGUAGUGCAGACCCAAAAUUAUCAUGUGUUUCACUAUAUCUUGAAUAUGAACUCGGAAAAGCCUAUGUUCAAACACCCCCUCCAUCAAUAACUGGAUAUCCUUUAUUUCUCAAGAGUCCAUUCAGUGAAUAUAAAAUUAUUACGGGACUUGAUGAAAGCAAGACAAAAUUUGUUGAUAAUGAUAACUUUGCUAUUGAAUUUGUUGAAAUAUCAGAUACUAAUGAGCAAGAACAUGAACCAAGUCAUCUUUUUGAACUCACAGAGCUUGUAAAGUCUAACCUUAACAUUACAGACCUUUCCAAUGAGGCAGUAGCUAGGCCAACAUCGGCUUCUCAUUCGACCAAAACUGUAAUGACGCAGACAAAACCAUAUGUCGAGGACACUAAAGCUCUAACAUAUAUUGCAAAGGGUAUAAUGUUUCAAAACAUAUGUAGUUUCAAUUGGGAUGAAAAGGAUGUGUUUAAACAGGGAAACAAGAAGGGUAUUAUACAGUUUGUAAGUGCCGAUCAGAACUUAAGUGACAUGACAUUAACAUGCAAUUACAAGUUGUCAAAGCGUUUAUACAGUUUUAUGGAUGAUUUGGGGUAUCCUAUAUUUAUAGACUGUUCACAUGGACGUGUUAAGACUGUGCUUACACAGGAUAAAAAGAAGAUUCUGGAUAAUUGGGAUUAUAAAUUGACAUUUCUUUCGUAA
Messenger RNA from Cetraspora pellucida, 873 nucleotides. Lineage: Eukaryota; Fungi; Glomeromycota; Glomeromycetes; Diversisporales; Gigasporaceae. The record is from the annotation of a GenBank genome assembly.